AUGGAUGGUAGGAGGAGAGCUCUCAUUGAGGAAUUUGAGGAGCUGUUCGAUACGACUCAGGUUGGCAAGCUGAGGUCGGCUCAAAUCACCCUGAGAGUGGAUGAUUCUGAUCCAAUUUUCCACAAGGCGCGUCCUGUACCGUUCUCUAUCACGGAGAAGUACGAGGAGGCUUUGGAGAAAUUGGAAGCAGAGGGAGUUAUUCGCAAAGUUGAGCACUCCAAAUGGGCAUCGCCUACUGUGCCAGUACUGAAAUCGGAUGGUAGUAUCCGAAUUUGUGCUGAUUACUCUCGCUCAAUCAAUGCCAAGUCUGAUUUGGAGCACUACCCGCUACCUACUAUUGAGGAAAUGUUAGCGAAAUUGUCGGGGGGAGAUAAAUUCACCAAAUUGGAUCUCUCCCAAGCCUAUCACCAACUGGAGCUUGAUCCAGCUUCUCGGCCGUACACGACAAUCUCUACUCCCAAGGGGUUGUAUGAAUACGUGAGAUUGCCGUUUGGCAUUCACUCGGCAGUGGCAAUUUUCCAACGCACAAUGGAAUCCAUAUUGGCAGAUCUGCCUGGGUGCAUCGUCUAUGUGGAUGACAUCCUGAUUACUGGGAAGGAUGAGGAUGAACACCACAACAACCUGAUCAGGGUACUACGUCGCCUACAGGAGGUCGGGAUGAAGCUUAAUCCCAGUAAGUUUCAUUUCAUGAUGGAUGAGAUUUCCUACCUGGGUCACACGAUUUCUAGUGCUGGUGUGGCUCCCACAGCGGAUAAGAUUGAGGCAAUGCGGGACGCUAAGGCUCCUUCGAAUGUUUACGAGCUUCAAUCAUUCAUUGGAACGGCGAAUUUCUUGCGACGGUUCAUACCUCAUUUCGCAACAAUAAUGGUACCUCUGUACAAUCUGGUAAAGAAAUCUGCUGAAUGGCAAUGGGAGGAAAAUGAGCAGAAUGCAUUUUCUCGAAUCAAGGCUGCACUGUGUUGCAGUGAAGUACUCAUUCACUAUUCCUCGGAGGAAGAUCUGAUCCUUCAAACGGAUGCUUCGGGCAUUGGUCUCGGUGCGGUAAUGUUUCAAAAGGACGAAUCGGGCGAGCUUCGUCCUGUAGCGUACGGGUCUCGUGUUCUCUCGUCGGCGGAGAAGAACUACUCCAAUAUCGAACGGGAGGCGUUGGCGUUGGUGUUUGGAGUUACCAAAUUAAGUCAAUAUCUGUUGGGACGGACGUUCAUGCUGAGAACGGAUCAUCAGCCAUUACUCAAAUUGUUCGGCUGCACAGAGAAAGUGUCUACUCUGGUAUCUUCGAGGCUGAAAAAAUGGAAGAUGGUUUUGUCGGCAUACAACUACUCAAUGGAGUACGUUCCGGGCAGAAAGAAUGUAUUUGCGGACUAUUUGUCGCGCAAGCCAAUGAGAGGCGAUCCUACUCGUGAUGAAAUGGUUGAACAACAGGUGUUGUUUGUUCAAGAAGAAUCUGAAAUCAUCAGGGCUGCUACUGUAGCGGCGGAAACGAAACGGGAUGUCGUCCUGAAGAAGGUACUCCAUUUCACGAUUAAUGGUUUGGAGGAAGUGUCAGAGCCAGAGCUCUUUCCUUACUUCGCUAAACGGUGGGAACUGUCAGUGGAGGACAACAUCCUUUUAUGGAAUGGAAGGGUGGUCAUGCCUGACUCCCUGAGAGUAAUCCUACUCAACGACCUACACUCAGAACACUCUGGGGUAGUGAGAAUGAAACGGUUGGCUCGGAGAUACGUUUGGUGGCCAAAAAUCGACGAAGAUAUCGAGUCGACGGUCAAGCAGUGUGCCCUAUGUCAACUCAAUCCCAAGAAUCCCCCGAAAGAGUUUGCAACUUGGACAUGGCCGGCAGGACCGUGGCAGAGACUGCAUCUCGACUUUGCAGGACCGUUUCUCGGCACAAUGUUCCUGGUAUUGGUGGAUGCGUACUCCAAGUACAUUGACGUUAUUCCGUCGUCCCAUGCUACGUCAGGGUCAACAAUAAUGGCUUUGCAACGCGUGUUUGCUAUUUUCGGCCUGCCAAACCAUAUCGUCACGGAUAAUGGGUCACAGUUCACAAGCGACGAAUUUCAAACUUUCUUGCGGAAGAAUGGAAUUCAUCACAUGUGUACCGCUCCUGGCCAUCCGGCCACCAAUGGAAUGGCAGAACGGUACGUGGGGUUUUUCAAGAGCAAAAUGAAAGUCAUGGAUGAGGAACCAGAGCAACUUCACUCUAAGUUGCUGAGGUUUUUGCUCUCGCAUCGUACUACCCCACAGGCGAAUGGAAAAACACCGGCCGAGAUGUUGAUGGGGCGACAACCUCGCAUCAAAUAUGAUCGUUUGAAAAUGGAAGGGCGUAAGGGCGUGGAGGUUUACGAGAACAAUAUGGAGCACAUGCCGGAAUUUCAGUGCGGCCAAGCUGUCCUGGCUUUGAAUUUCGGCAAAGGAGGAGAUAAGUGGGCCCCAGCCGUGGUCACGGCUGUUCUCAGUCCGAUGACGUAUCAGAUACAAGUCGGUGAUGCAAUGUGGAAACGCCAUCGCAACCAGCUCCGUCCUCGGCAAAUCCCUCAGUUCGAUGCAGGGGUGUCUGAGCAGAGUGGAGCAAGGUUAACAGCUCAGGUUCCGUCACAGCCGUCAAUCAGCAACAACGACGCCAGUGUCACGGCAGCGGAGCUAGACGCGCCGGUCUCAGCAACAACCGGUACUAGUGAGUCUGCGUCGGUUAGCACUUCACGUGCCAGCUACAGCAAGACGUCGUCACCGCAAGUUGAACGACGGUCAACCCGCGCUACUGUUUGA
Molecule: messenger RNA, 2760 nt
Organism: Sycon ciliatum
Lineage: Eukaryota; Metazoa; Porifera; Calcarea; Leucosolenida; Sycettidae
Exons: 1
Coding region: 1-2760 (919 amino acids)
Biological process (GO): DNA integration
Molecular function (GO): nucleic acid binding
Source: RefSeq, a predicted model, not a curated record